AUGGCCUCCCGUGUCUUUGCUUCUCGUCUGGCUACCCAGAUGGCCACCAAGGCUGCUCGCCCUGCCAUCCGAGCCCCGGUUGCCGCUGCUUCCAAGCGCACCAUCACUGGCUCUGCCAGCCCCCUUCAGACCCUCAAGCGCCAGCAGGCCACCACCCUCCUCCAGGCCACCUCCCGAAGUGCUUUCCAGGUCCAGCGCCGUGCUUACUCCUCUGAGAUCGCCCAGGCCAUGGUUGAGGUAUCCAAGAACCUGGGUAUGGGCUCUGCCGCCAUUGGUCUGACUGGUGCCGGUAUUGGUAUCGGUCUCGUUUUCGCCGCUCUCCUGAACGGUGUUGCCCGUAACCCUGCCCUCCGUGGCCAGCUUUUCUCUUACGCCAUUUUGGGUUUUGCUUUCGUCGAAGCCAUUGGUCUUUUCGACCUCAUGGUUGCCCUCAUGGCCAAGUUCACUUAA
Metarhizium acridum CQMa 102 is the source of this 450-nucleotide messenger RNA. RefSeq lists its product as uncharacterized. Gene Ontology annotation, biological process: proton transmembrane transport; proton motive force-driven ATP synthesis. The record is from RefSeq and is a predicted model, not a curated record. Gene Ontology annotation, molecular function: proton transmembrane transporter activity. Lineage: Eukaryota; Fungi; Ascomycota; Sordariomycetes; Hypocreales; Clavicipitaceae.